Messenger RNA from Xenia sp. Carnegie-2017, 1482 nucleotides. Its product is annotated as protein SGT1 homolog. The transcript is spliced from 11 exons. The record is from RefSeq and is a predicted model, not a curated record. NCBI's taxonomy places the organism in Eukaryota, Metazoa, Cnidaria, Anthozoa, Malacalcyonacea, Xeniidae. Gene Ontology annotation, biological process: protein stabilization. Gene Ontology annotation, molecular function: protein-folding chaperone binding. The coding region runs from base 128 to 1180 and encodes 350 amino acids.
UGACAGCGACCAAGUUGCAAACGUUGUUGGGAAAACUUUAGUUUUGUGCUUCAUUUCUAUGCACAUUUGGCAUAAAAGAAUUUCAAAAAGAAGGUUUUUCUUCUGAUAUUUGAAUUUUUUUUCAGAUAUGUCAGCAGAGAAAUUUUUCAGUGAAGGAAAUGAGGCAUUUUCAGAUGAUGAUUUUGAAGAAGCAGUCAAGAAAUACACAUUAGCCAUCGAGCUUAAUUCCUGCAAUCCAAAUUAUUACAGCAAAAGGGCCAAUGCUCUUAUCAAACUGAAAAAGUAUGAAGAUGCUUUAUCUGAUGCUACAUCAGCUUUGCGCCUUGAUAAAAACUUUGAAAAGGGCUUUCUUCGUAAAGGGAUUGCUCAUUAUCAUCUUAAACAAUAUAGAGAUGCAAAAGAUGCAUUUGAGAAUGUCGUCAAAUUAAAUGAUACAGAGGAAGCAAAGUCAUGGCUUUUAAAAUGUGAAAUGGAACUUAAUAAAUUAGGAAAUUUCGAGUCAUCAGAUGACACAGAAAUCUCAAAUAAAGCAUCAUCAACUACAUCUGUUGUGAAACCUCGGUACGACUGGUAUCAAACUGAUUCAAGAGUUGUCAUUACAAUAUUAGUAAAAAAUAGGACUUUAGACGAUGUUAAAUGUGAUAUCCAAGAUACAUAUAUACAUGCAACCAUAAAACUGGAAGAUGGGAAUGAGUUUGGGCUAUCGUUAACACUAGCUAACGUCAUUGUCUCAAAUGAAUCAACAUAUCGAGUAUCUCCACUUAAGAUUGAAAUUCGACUGAAGAAAGCGGAGAGUAUCAGAUGGACCCGUCUCGAAAAAAGCGACGAUGACAACGUAGAUAUACUUCCUUCAUCUAACUCAAACAUUAACAUAAAUCCUCCUUCAACUCAAUCGUCCCAUUCUUAUCCGACCUCGAGCCAUGUUCAUCGUAACUGGGAUAAAUUAGCCGCAGAUAUCGAGAAGGAAGAAAAAGAAGAAAAGUUAGAAGGUGAUGCUGCACUAAAUCAACUAUUCCAGAAGAUCUACGGCGAAGGUAGUGACGAAGUGAAGCGAGCAAUGAACAAGUCAUUUGUAGAAUCUGGUGGAACUGUCCUCAGUACAAACUGGAGUGAGGUUGGAAGUAAGAAAGUUGACUGCAAGCCUCCGGAUGGAAUGGAAUAUAAGAAAUGGGACAGUUAAGAGAAAAAUAAUUUGUCGAAGAGUUUUAUUUUCAUCACAGUUUGAGAAUUUUUAAAAAAAGCAUUUUGUGAUAAGCAUGAAUAUUUUUGCAUUUUGCAUUCCUAACUGAUUAUCCCAUUUUCUGUAUUUUGCGUAAUAAAUAAGUUGCCAGGAUGCUUAAACACAUAUAUGUACAUUGCUAAGUGAAGCUUUCAGACAAGAAAUAAAAUUGGGAGGUAUAUUUAUUGUACCAAUAGUUCGCGCUAAAUUUUUUCAUAUUGUGUAGUGUUAUAGUAUUUUUAAAAUGUGAUUUCCGAACAUCA